GUUGCUAGGAUACGACCAACAGCUGAGAACGCGGCGAGUAUGGAAGCUGCGUCUUAGGAGCCUGGGAAAGCACUUCGACGAGAAUAGUUUGGUUUCGUACACAGGAAAAUGUCUAAUCAACAGGAGAAGUAUGAAGCUCAGAAUAUAGUCAAUUCAACAGAAGAGAGUGAUGAUGCUUUUGAUACUGUCACUAUUCCAGUUCCCUCAGAAGAGCCUCAAGAGUCAGAUCAAACUGAAGAGCAUGAAUCUGGAAUAGAACAAUUCAGUGAGAGCCAUGCAAUACAUGUUGAGGAGCAGAGUGACCAAAGCUUUUCAAGCCUGGAACCAGACAAUGAACAACUCAUGGAAGAGGUUAUAUCACCAAGACAAGUUUCAUAUACUCCGCAACAUCAUGAAAAGCAAUAUGCAAUGCAGAGGCCAAAUGAUGAUAGUUUGGCAUUUCUGGAUAAAAUAAAGUCUGUAAAGGAAUCUUUGCAAGAAUCAGUGGAAGAUUCUCUAGCAACAGUAAAAGUUGUACUUAUUCCAGUGGGCCAGGAAAUUGUAAUACCUUUUAAGGUUGAUACCAUUCUUAAAUAUCUUAAGGACCAUUUUUCACACUUAUUAGGUAUCCCACAUUCUGUACUGCAGAUAAGAUACUCAGGAAAAAUUCUUAAAAAUAAUGAGACUCUAGUACAACAUGGAGUUAAGCCACAGGAAAUUGUACAAGUGGAAAUCUUUUCUACAAAUCCAGAUCUGUAUCCAGUCAGAAGAAUAGAUGGAUUAACUGAUGUCUCUCAAAUCAUAACUGUCACUGUCCAAACUGGACUUGAUCAAUACCAGCAGGUACCUGUUGAGAUUGUCAAAUCUGACUUUCACAAACCAUUUCUUGGUGGAUUCAGACAUAAAGUAACAGGAGUAGAGUAUCACAAUGCUGGAACACAAACUGUACCUAAAAGGAUUCCCGAAAGACUCAGUAUAUUUUGUAGGGAUACGCAGACAGUUUUUCAGAAAAAAAAUCUCCAACAAACUACAAAUACAACAUCCACACAGAUGACUAACAUUGGUGUAUAUGUAUCAAAUAUGACUGAUAAACUGGUAACACCAGGAAAGUAUUUUUCAGCAGCAGAAUACCAUGCUCAAAGACUAAAGGCGGUGAUAGUGAUACAGACUUACUACAGGCAAUGGCAUGCUAAAAUCUUCGUAGAGAAUUUAAGAAGACAGAAAAGCUUAAGACUGGAAUGGGAAACACAGCAAGAACUAAGGAAGAUAAGAGAAAAAGAAGAAUGGAUAAAAUUGGACUAUCACCGGAGGCAUAAUCCUAAAACAAAUGAAGAUUUUGAAUUUCUUUAUAAUGCAUUAGAAUUCUGGCGGCAAGAAGAACUUACACGUAUUAACCAAUCUUUUACUGGAGCUGAAAGGAAAGCUGCUCUGUGUGAACUUCUGGAAAAAGAGACUCAGAUAAUUGCUUCCAUUGGGAGACAUAGAUACAUUGCUUAUAUGGCAAAUCAGGAAGCAGCAAUACAAGCUUUUUUGGAUAAGUGUUCAGCUCCAAAAAUAUGGAGAACCCCUAAUGGCAAAACAAUUGAGAUGGAUACGCAGUUCACCAUCAGAGCCAGAGAGCUGCAAAAUAUCUAUAAGUGCAUUAUGCUGAAAAAUAUCUCCCAAGAUGAGAGGCUGGAUGUGCUGUUAACUCUUAAACACACUGUAAAGGAACAUGAAUGUAAACUAACUCAGGAAAUUCUAGAAUUGAUUGACAGAGAGGUUGACCUUAUGAUGAGAGGAGUCAAACAUCAUAACCUUGAAGGACUCAGAAAAAGAAUUGCGACACUCUUUUUUCAUUAUAUCAAAACACCUCUGUUUAAUCCUGAAGUUGCAAAAUACCUUAAGGUCCCUCAAGACCCAUUGAAAUUUUAUAAGAAGAUUUACUUUUGCCACAGUUGCCAGCUUUAUUUGCCUUCUACAGAAUUUUCUGUAUCAUCCACCUCACGCCGCAUAUACCGGUGUCGUAACUGCAUUAACCUUCAGAAUGAGGCUCAAAAACGAGAAUCAUUUUUGAAGUACAAAUGUUUACUUCAACAGCUCUACUAUACAGAAGCUGAUUAUGAAGAUGAUUCUAAAAUUGCUUUCUUGAUGCAGCUACAAGACAUUCAGUACCUGACAGAGAACAUCUGGGCGUCCCAGUCAGUCCUCAGUGCUUGCGACAAUCUCAGUGAUCUGGUCAUGGUCAGAUGGAAUAAAUCCCUGGAGUGGUCCCCCUGGAACUGCAUUCUUCUUACCAAAGAUGAAGCAGCUGCUCAUCUCAAGCUAACAAGUAUUGAAGAGAUUAAGAAACAGAACUUAUGGAUUAACAACAAAAAAAUUUAUGGAUGGCAUAUAUGGCACAGAUUAAAUAAAAGGUAUAUAUAAGAGAUUUGAACAUAUUACAAGUCCUAAACAUCAUACCAGUCUCUCCUAAUAGUAAGUUUAAGCACAUUCCACGGUAAAUUCCAUGAAGGCAGUGAUUUUGUUUGGCUUAUUUACAUCUAUUUCUCUAAUACCUACAAUACUGCCUGUCACAGAAUGGAGUUUAUAAGUAUUUGUUGAAUGAAUAAAUGUGCAUUACCACCAGAUAGGUAUUAUGGAACCCAGAAUCUGUCCUUCUUUGAUUAAUUAUCAUGAGUCUGCUUAAAAACACCCAACUCUCAAAUUUUGUUCAUAAUUUUGUGCUCUAAAUAGCAAUCAUACUGAUGGGGUGUAGUUCUGAUGCUCCAUUUUUCAUUUGCUUCCAACUUGCUGGGAGUGGAGCAAGCACUGUAAACAUUAAAUGCCAUUUACUGUAAUUUUAGUAACUUACAUGAUGCAAUCUGUAAAACAUUUUGAUGGGUAAGUUGAGGGACUCCUGAAGAGUUCGUAGAGAGCUCCAUUUACACUAGGUCCAGGAUCCCGAGAGUUAAUACUGAUUCUCUGCAUUCUUUAAUUCCACACAAGGUGUCAGCUAAAGGAAAGUAAAGAAAUGACAAAAUGCAGUAGUCGUUUAAAAUAGUGUGAUUCCCUGUUUGUUUUUUUUCAGUGGAACAAGGGGUGAUGAAUAUAAAGAUAAGAAACUAGCUAAAGUUUUAGUUUUUAAAUAUUUUUUUAGUUUUAAGAAGCCAGGCUAAGAAAAAUUUCACUCUAGGGAUUGAAAGAAAAGGUAGCAAUAAGUUGAAGCUGUAUUAAAUGUUAUAUUUAGUAAACUAAGCUGCCUCAUAAAUAUUUAAUCACAGGAAGCAUAGUCAAUACUAGCAAUAUCAUUUCAUCUAGGACCCAUGAUGAGAUUGAAGUUCAUUCCCAAAGCUGAUAUUCCAGUGCUUCUUCAAUUAAUCCACACAACUCCCUUUGUGCAUUUAAUCAAAUUACUGCAGUAUCAAAUUAAAUGUUCUAUUCACAUGCAUUUCUAAUUUAGAAUGCCAGUCUUAUCGAAUUUCUGUAAAGGGCACCAAGAUUUGCAAGCAGACAAACUGGAAAAACAUUUGCCUUUUUUAUGGUUUUGGGCUGAUACAAUCUUUUAACUAUUAACUUUCAGCCCAGUUAAAGAGUAGUUUAUAUCUUGCAGAAAGAUGGAGCAUUUUCAGAAUUUUCUUAAUGUUCAGAGAUAUUUGCUUUCUUAAGAAGUUAAAAAAAUACUUGCAAGUUAAUAUGAAACAGGUAUAGGAAACGUGGAAAAACACUUUCGUUAAUGUGAACUUUAAGUGGAGCAGAUUGAUCUCUCCUUGUGUGCACACUGGCCAAAGUAGGAACAAUCAUGGACUUAAAAUCAGUAAUCCUGACCCAGUUAACUCAAAUCUCUGUCACUGACAACUUUACAUUAAAACCUUCCCUCUUUGCUUCAUAAAUUUUUAGAAAGAUUAGCUAAAUAAGUGGAAUCAGUAAAGAGGAUAAAAGCAGCUCUGGCUCUGAAUUCUAGCUUUACCAUUCAUGAGCUGGGAGAAAUUGGACAAAUUUGUGAAUGUCUCAAUGACCCAGCUUUCUCGUCUAUAAAAAAGAGAUAAUGGUAUCUCAUCAUAGGGAAGCUUUGAGUAGGCCAUUAUUUAAAGCUUUCUGCAUAGUUUUUUUUGGCAUGAAUAAACUUAGGUAGUAACUAUGAAAGCACUUUAAAAAUUUUUGAUGCAUUUUAUUUUUAAUUUUAAAGCAAUAUAUUAUUGGCUUAGAAUCUGAACAGAAUAAAAAAUGUAAUGUAGAAAGUAAAGGUCUCAGAGGUUGAGGGAACAGGGAGAGAUUUGUUAAGGAUACAAAAAUUAUAGCUAGAUGGGAGGAGUGAGUUCUAGUACUGUUCUGUGGCACUGUAGGUUGUCUAUAGUUAAUUACAAUAUAUGGUUUCAAAUAGCUAGACGCAGCAUAUCGAAUGUUCCCAGCACAAAGAAAUGAUAAAUGUUUGAGAUGAAUAUGCUAAUUACUCUGAUCAUGAUAUAUGUAUCAUCCCAUCACUAUGUACCCCGUAAAUAUGUACAAUUAUUAUCAAUUUAAAAAAUUUAAAAAACGACUGAAUGAAUAAAUAAAGGGAGGCAAAUAGACAAAUCUCCCAUGUAGAAUUCCAAAUAAUUUAUGUAGAUACUCUCCACUCUUAAGGAGAUGGAGAAUAACUCUCUACCCUUUAAAUGUGGGCUGUACAUAAUAACUCCUUUCCAAAGACUAUAUUAUGGAUGGAAGGGGAGGACCUUUACAGUAGAGAAACUUGACAAACACUACCUCAGCCAGGUAAUCAAGAUUAACAGCAGCAGUGCUGUCAUGCUGAUGGUGUGUACCCUUGAUAUGAUGUGAGGAGAAGGGCACUUCACCCCUGUGGUCUUCCUCCCCAAAACCCAUCCCUUCAGUCUAAUAAUAAUGAAGAAAACACAGGACAAACCCAGAUUGAGACACAUUCAGGAAAAUGUGGGUGUGGGGUAUAUGGGACCUUUCUGUAAUAUUCUUAGAACUAUUUGUACACCCAAAGAAUUUGUGAACAUAGUUUAAAACCAUCACAUGGCUAUUUCAAGAGAAUGGACCUUAUUUCAAUGGGAAAAAAGGUCUCUUGAUGUCCACCCAUCCCUAUCUCCAUGUUGCAAUGAUAACUACUAUUUCUUAGGUAUAUAAUAAUCUAUUGAAAUCCUUCUGGAAGUUUUCUAUGUGUAUGUAAGUAUAUAUACUUUUACUGUAGCAGGAAUUUCAUAUUAAAUGACUCUGAGACUUAGUUUCUUUGCUUUACUUAACAAUAUAAAUAAUAUAAUAUGGAAAUAUAUUCAGUUAUUUAAGAGUUACUUAUUAGUGCCUUGAACACAUAUAUCAUAAUUUAUCUCAUCUUUAAUAAUUUAUAGUACUGUAAAGGCACCUUGAAAACCUAUAAAGUUCUGUACAUGUGUAAGUUAAUAUAGCAUAAUAAAGUGUGUUAGUUUUUCUUGAAUGAAAUAUGGGCUAAGAAGUGGUAGAAACAAAGUUAGAUUAGCUCAAAAGAUGAAUAUUUUAACCUAGUAAAUUUUUCUGUUAAGAGGAAAUUUUAAUAAGCCCAGGAUACUCCUAUAUAAUGUUUUCUGCUCUUUUGGUCCUUUCACCCAGGACUUUCUUUUAUCUUUGAUUUGACCCUCUGAAGAGACCUUUAUUGAGGGAAUGUCUUAUUCUCAGAAAAUAAAUUUUAGGAAGAAGUAUAGGUAGUAUUUGUGAUUUGAUUGAAAAGAGGGCCAAUUAAGAUUAAUAGGUAAUAGAUUAUAUUUAUUAAUUUAACCAGAAUUUACUUUUGAAUGUGCCAAAUACUGUACUAAGUAAUUACAGAGAAACAAGAAAAUUUAAUGAAUAUAACUUUUUGUUGUCUCAGUUGCAUUUAGGUUCAGCUACAAGAACAGAAAAAGCAAUUUAUAAUGAUUUAAUCAAAUGUGGGUUUAGUUUUCUUAUGUAACAAGAAAGUUCAAAGGUUGGCAGUUUGGGGCUAGUAUGGUGGCUCCACCUUGUUCUCAGAAAUUCAGGCCAUCUCACUUUUUCCUCAGCCAUAUUUAAUCUUCAGCUUUCUCUCUCAUGCUUGGUGGGCUCUUAGUGAUAGGAUAGCUAGUUCAUCUUCUUCAUUACAUGUACCUCUCAGUAAUGGCAAAAGGCUAGAGGUGCUUGAUAGGUGAGUCUUCCCACUCUCAAAAGUCCCUUUCAAAGGCUUUAUUCAAUUAUAUAUAUAUAAUUAUAUAAGGUUAUAUAUAUUGUGUAUAAUUAAAUAAUCUUGGAAGAUAUUUAGUUAUCUCCUUAGAUUCUUCUUGGUGGUGACAGUUUCUCAGACUUCCCUUGUUUUGUUUUGUUUUUAUUUUUGUUUUUUCUCACCUCAAUAUCUAUAACAUUAAUAAUAUAUAUAUAUAUAUAUAUAUUCUAACUAGAUACCCCCAGUUAGAAUAAGGGCUAAGAAAGCUAGACACAUCACACCCUAUACAAAAUCAGGCCUCUGGCUCAAAUGGGAGAAAGAAUGAAUAUUGAGUUGAUAACUAGCAGUGGUUUAAACUUAGAGAAGUCAGAGGGAGAGUUGGGGAAAACUUCCAGGUUAAAGUAUCAUAGGAGCUGAGUCGUGAAUGAUGAUAGACAACGUGAGAAAAAUAAAGGUAGUCUGGGAUGAAAGAAUUGACAAGCAAAGGCACCGAGGCAUGACAGUAUUUUUACCUGGCAAAAUAUAUCUGUGAUAUUUACUAGAAUUUGAUUUUUUUCU
Molecule: messenger RNA, 6646 nt
Organism: Homo sapiens (human)
Lineage: Eukaryota; Metazoa; Chordata; Mammalia; Primates; Hominidae
Gene: IQUB
Product: IQ motif and ubiquitin domain containing
Exons: 13
Coding region: 109-2385 (758 amino acids)
Biological process (GO): mating; flagellated sperm motility
Cellular component (GO): motile cilium; acrosomal vesicle; sperm flagellum
Source: RefSeq, a predicted model, not a curated record